ACCCAUGAGUGGAAAGCAUUCGGACGCCGGCCCUUGAUUGCCAUGGCUGGGUGGGAUCGUGGUGCGCCCUCGCAAGUGGUGCAGAACAGUUUGCAAUCCAGACUGGAUUCCAAGGAGAUUCCGAAGUGGAUCUGCGAGUGUGGUGCUGCCAACCUCUCGACCUGGACCCACUGCACCAAGUGCUCCAAGCCUCCACGCCAGGACCGGGAACUGCGCAUGCAGGCCCGUGCGAUUCAGGGCCUUGGCAAAGGCGGUGGCUACUUCGAGCGCACCACCAGCGAGAUCUCCGGGGAGGUGCAGCGCGUGAAGGGGGGCCUCGACAUCUUCGGGCGCACCCGCACGGUGAGCAGCGGCGGAAGCGACCACAGCAGCCCCACCAGCCUACCGGUGGAAGUGCCUGUGGCUCCAGCAGCCACGGACAGCAAGGCGGAGCGGCAGAAAGCAGCGCUCGCACGGCUGAAGAACCCCAAGAAGAAACGUGAUGAGCUGUCGCCGCCGCGGACCCGAGUGUACCGGGAGAAGUCCUCCAGAAGUCGAAGCAUGGAGCGGCGCAGAGAAAGUAGGACCUGGCGAGGGAAUUAGCAAUUCCCUCAAAGAGGGCGCUGCACAAAAAAGCGAGAGGGGAGCGAGAAUUAGCUUGUUAC
Molecule: messenger RNA, 644 nt
Organism: Effrenium voratum
Lineage: Eukaryota; Dinophyceae; Suessiales; Symbiodiniaceae
Source: the annotation of a GenBank genome assembly